This is a messenger RNA of Oldenlandia corymbosa var. corymbosa, 963 nucleotides long. The record is from the annotation of a GenBank genome assembly. Lineage: Eukaryota; Viridiplantae; Streptophyta; Magnoliopsida; Gentianales; Rubiaceae.
AAAAAAAAAAAAAAUGGCAUUACUAGUGACUUCUGCCAGUACAAAUUCUCCUGCUGAUCAGAAGCAGAAGAGAAUGAUGAUGUUGUGCACCGAAGAUGGUGAGGAAAAAGGGUUGUUUGUGGAGGAGAUGAGGAUGGUGGCAAUGAAGUUGCAUACCAGAGAUCAAGCUAAGGAGGGAGAGAAGGAGACAGAAAGACAUGAGCCAGAAGGCCAUUCCCUCUCCAAAUGGGAGCCUACUCUUGAAGGCUACUUGAAGUUUCUGGUGGAUAGCAAACUGGUGUAUGCCACAUUGGAGAAGAUUGUGGAGAAUCCACAACAGCAUUUUCCUGAGUAUGCAGAGUUCAGAAACACUGGUUUGGAAAGGUCGGAAAGACUUGAGAAAGACCUGAAAUGGUUCCAGGAAAAAGGUCACUCCAUCCCGGAGCCAUCUUCGCCUGGAAUCACCUAUGCUCGGUAUUUGGAAGAUCUGUCCCUGAAACAUCCUCAACCUUUUCUCUGUCACUUUUACAACAUCUACUUCGGCCAUUCUGCCGGCGGCCGGAUGAUCGGAAGGAAGGUAACUGAGAAGCUCCUCAACAAGGAGGAGCUGGAAUUCUACAAGUGGGAUGAUGAACUUGCUCAACUCUUGCAGAAUGUGAAGAACAAACUCAAUCAGGUAGCUCAGAGCUGGACAAGGGAAGAGAAGAACCAAUGUUUGGAAGAAACUGAGAAGUCAUUCAAGUUUUCAAGGGAUAUCUUCCGUUUAAUUUUGUCUUAAUUGACAUAAAAAGAGUAGAAGCUCUCUGUAUGGCUGUAUGAUAUAGUGCACCAUGAAUCAUACUUAAUUUCCAAGCUACUUUUCUCCAGCAUAUAUUUCAGAUUGAAAAAGUUUCUACUCCAUCCGUCCCAUAAUUAUUGUCCUAUUUUGGUUUUCAUUUUUAGUUUAAAUUAUACUAAAAAUAAAAUCUCAAACUGGACAAUAAU